Messenger RNA from Didymosphaeria variabile, 1560 nucleotides. RefSeq lists its product as uncharacterized. The coding region runs from base 1 to 1560 and encodes 519 amino acids. NCBI's taxonomy places the organism in Eukaryota, Fungi, Ascomycota, Dothideomycetes, Pleosporales, Didymosphaeriaceae. The transcript is spliced from 4 exons. Gene Ontology annotation, biological process: transmembrane transport. Gene Ontology annotation, molecular function: transmembrane transporter activity. The record is from RefSeq and is a predicted model, not a curated record. Gene Ontology annotation, cellular component: membrane.
AUGUCCCUCAAUCAGGAGAAAAGCGAAAUCCAGUUGGACGAGAAACGCAAUUCAAUUGAUGAGACAAAACCAGCGCAGAUUGUCCAGAUUGACAAUUUCAACGUCUUGGGGUUAAGUGAGGAAGAUGCAGCGUUCUACACCGGCUUCUCGGAGCAACGGCGGAAGAAGGUCAUUCACAAGGUCGACGUGCGAUUAGUGCCAAUGCUCGCGAUAUUAUACCUCAUCUCGCACAUUGAUCGCGCAAAUAUUGGCAACGCAAAAAUCGAAGGCUUAGUCGAAGAUCUCGGCCUCAGCGGUGUUCAAUGGAACAUAGUCCUAUCCGUGUUCUUCGUGCCCUACGUCUUACUUGAAGUUCCAUCGAACAUGCUUCUCAAGAAGUUUAAGCGCCCAUCAGUGUACCUUGGUAUUCUGAUUACAAUCUGGGGUGUCAUCAUGACAAUGAUGGGCGUGGUACAGAAUUUUGCUGGGCUUCUAGUGACUCGCAUUCUACUUGGUGUUUUCGAGGCCGGUUUCUUCCCCGGUGCGAUAUAUCUUUGCUCGGCGUGGUACAUGCCGAAAGAUCUUGCGACACGCAUAUCAUACUUCUACUGCGCAUCGGCUCUGUCUGGAGCUUUCAGUGGACUACUCGCUGCCGCGAUCGCCAAUAUGGACGGGGUCGGUGGAUACGAGGGCUGGCGAUGGAUUUUCUUGCUCGAGGGAAUCGCAACUGUUUUGCUCGGUGUCAGUUGCUUCUUCCUCUUGGUGGAUUCCCCAGCUCUGAGCGGGCGUUGGCUCGACCAGGACGAAAUCCGCUUUUUAGAGCUCCAGAGAUUCAUCAAAGACGGUGGAAAGUUUCAAGAGGAAGGGUCCAGUUUUCGCUGGAGAGACCUAAAGAUGGUUGUAUGCAACUGGCGGUUGUACUUGCAAGCGUACAUACUGCUUGGUACCUCGGCUUGCUCCUACGGAACGAAGUUUACUCUGCCAACUAUCACCAAGUCGAUGGGGUUCAGCAAUACCAAUGCGCAGUUGAUGAGUGUUCCACCUUACGUCGCAGGCGCCAUCAGCUCGAUAUUUUUCGCACGGCUAUCCGAUCGAUUCUUUUGGCGACUACCUUUCGUUGCAAUGCCAUUGUCUCUAAUAUUCAUCGGGUACUCCAUAAUCAUCUCUUUCCACGGAGACCUCGGAGGACAUAUCGGCCCCGCAAUAUUCGGUAUCAUCUUGACCUGCAUGGGUAUUUAUCCCAUUCAGCCUGCUGCGUCAUCUUGGGCUGCGAACAACCUUGCACCAUCGUCGCGACGUUCGAUCGGUGUUGCAUUCAACAUAUGCGUUGGUAAUAUAGGUGGCGUUAUUGGGUCUUAUAUGUACCUCGACUCAGAGAAGCCAACGUACUAUACUGGCUUUGGACUUUCUCUAGCAUUUGGAGCAAGCAUGUUCAUAGUUGCUUUCCUACUCGAGCUGUCUUACAAGUGGGGCAACCACAGGAAAGAGAGCAUUGGCGAGGACGAAGUUCGUGCAAAAUACACGGACCAGCAGUUGAUGGACAUGGGCGACAAGUCCCCAUUGUUCAAGUAUGUGCUUUAG